AUGCCAACUCAAGAUGAAAUCCUUGUCCUUCUUGAAGAGGUUGCAAGAACGAAUAGGACUUUGAAUAACGAAAACCGUUUGUUGCGAGAGGAGCUAACUAGGCGCGAUGUCGAGAACAAGGCUGUCUUAAAGAAACUCGAAGAAAAGAUUGAUUCAGUCACGUCUUCGAGUGAAAAUGGCUCACCGCCUGCAAGAAAAAGUGUAAGACGCCGAAGAACGAAGACAGUACGUGUUCCAGCUCAAUGUCGGGUAGGUACCUGGUCUAACUAGUCUGUAUUACGGUUUGACUACUUAAGUUGUUAUAACGGAAAUUUAUAUUCUGUUGCUUAAAGUAAAGAAUGUAUAAAACCAGCUCGGCAAGUAUUCGCUAAAAGUCAUAUAUGAUAUAUUCCUUUCUAUUACAGUAUCUGUUAUUGAAAUGAAUGUUGUGAAAGCGCGCGCAUUUUUAUCAUUUGCAAAUUGCCUCAAAAUAUUUUCAGUGCAACUAGUGCCCAGUGUUCAACCGCGCCCUGGUAAUUAUAAUCUCUGCAUUAUGUCUGACAAAGAAUUGACAAUUUUAUACAGAGUAUUUUCAAUUGAUAAUAUUUUGCAGAGAACAACUAAGAAGGUAUAUCAGGCGCUGGGCCAAAACGAAGAGUUUGGAGGUUUUGACAUGGGCGAAAG
This is a messenger RNA of Paramuricea clavata, 663 nucleotides long. NCBI's taxonomy places the organism in Eukaryota, Metazoa, Cnidaria, Anthozoa, Malacalcyonacea, Plexauridae. The record is from the annotation of a GenBank genome assembly.